GACGUUUCGCGCCGGCGUUAUUUGAGAAAAUCAAGCUGCGAUACAAGACAAGUGCUUUUCGGUGUGAAAAUCUAACACGUGCUCUAUUAAAACCGCGUUGCUGAAUAGAAAAUCGGAGUUAUAAGUUUGUUCAACGUUUACAAAUCGUUCAUCAGUUUUAUUUGAAAGUUGAAACAAGAAAAUGCCGGAAGAAAUGGAGACGCAGCCCGCGGAGGUGGAAACCUUCGCCUUCCAAGCUGAGAUCGCUCAGCUCAUGUCGCUGAUCAUCAACACCUUCUACUCCAACAAAGAGAUCUUCCUCCGUGAGUUAAUUUCCAACUCCUCAGACGCUCUAGACAAGAUCCGAUAUGAGUCACUCACGGACCCGUCGAAACUCGACAGCGGUAAGGAACUAUACAUUAAAAUCAUUCCUAAUAAGAGCGAAGGCACUCUGACCAUUAUUGACACCGGUAUCGGCAUGACAAAGGCCGACUUGGUCAACAACUUGGGAACGAUCGCCAAGUCUGGCACGAAAGCUUUCAUGGAAGCUCUGCAGGCCGGCGCAGACAUCAGCAUGAUCGGGCAGUUCGGUGUGGGUUUCUACUCUUGUUACUUGGUAGCUGACCGCGUCACCGUCACCUCGAAGCAUAAUGAUGACGAGCAGUACAUGUGGGAGUCUGCCGCCGGCGGCUCCUUCACCGUCAGACCCGACCACGGCGAGCCCCUGGGACGCGGAACCAAAAUCGUCCUACACAUCAAAGAAGACCUAGCAGAGUUCCUCGAAGAACAGAAAAUCAAGGAAAUCGUCAAGAAACACUCGCAAUUCAUCGGCUAUCCCAUCAAAUUGGUAGUAGAAAAGGAGCGUGAGAAGGAAUUAUCAGACGACGAAGCUGAGGAAGAAAAGAAGGAAGAUGAUAAAGAGGACGAGAAACCAAAAAUUGAGGAUGUCGGAGAAGAUGAUGAGGAAGACAGCAAGGACAAGAAAAAGAAGAAGAAGACCAUCAAGGAGAAGUAUACCGAAGACGAGGAACUGAACAAGACCAAGCCUAUCUGGACUCGGAACGCUGAUGAUAUCACCCAGGAAGAAUACGGUGACUUCUACAAAUCCCUUACAAACGACUGGGAAGACCAUCUUGCAGUCAAACAUUUCAGCGUGGAGGGUCAACUUGAAUUCCGAGCUCUGCUCUUUGUUCCUCGCCGAGCUCCCUUCGAUUUAUUCGAAAACAAGAAACGCAAGAACAACAUCAAACUGUACGUGCGACGAGUCUUCAUCAUGGACAACUGUGAGGACCUCAUUCCCGAGUACCUCAACUUCAUCAAGGGAGUGGUGGACAGCGAGGACUUGCCCCUGAACAUUUCUCGUGAAAUGCUGCAACAGAACAAGAUCUUGAAAGUAAUUAGGAAGAACUUAGUUAAGAAAUGCUUGGAAUUAUUCGAGGAAUUGGCAGAGGACAAGGAAAAUUACAAGAAGUAUUACGAACAGUUCAGCAAGAAUCUCAAACUAGGUAUCCAUGAAGAUUCUCAAAACAGGUCAAAAUUGGCAGAUUUGCUUCGUUACCACACAUCUGCAUCUGGCGAUGAAGUAUGCUCCCUCAAGGAGUAUGUUUCACGAAUGAAGGAGAACCAGAAACACAUCUACUACAUCACGGGAGAAAACCGAGACCAAGUAGCCAACUCUUCAUUUGUUGAAAGGGUCAAGAAACGUGGCUACGAAGUGAUCUACAUGACUGAGCCAAUCGAUGAGUAUGUGGUGCAACAAAUGAGGGAGUAUGAUGGAAAGUCCCUCGUCUCCGUCACCAAGGAAGGCUUGGAACUACCAGAGGACGAGGAGGAAAAGAAGAAACGUGAGGAAGACAAAGUUAAGUUCGAAAACCUCUGCAAAGUCAUGAAGAACAUUCUAGAUAACAAAGUUGAGAAAGUAGUUGUAUCAAAUAGGUUGGUUGAAUCUCCAUGCUGCAUCGUCACAGCUCAAUAUGGCUGGUCGGCAAACAUGGAACGUAUCAUGAAGGCCCAAGCUUUGAGGGAUACUUCGACCAUGGGUUACAUGGCUGCCAAGAAGCACCUUGAGAUCAAUCCAGACCAUUCCAUCAUUGAAACGCUUAGACAAAAGGCAGAGGCGGAUAAGAAUGACAAAGCUGUCAAAGAUCUAGUCAUUUUGCUGUACGAAACUGCUCUACUAUCCUCUGGUUUCACUCUGGAUGAGCCCCAAGUACAUGCCUCUAGGAUUUACCGUAUGAUCAAGCUUGGUCUUGGCAUUGAUGAAGAUGAACCAGUUCCAGUAGAAGUAGAAUCAAGCGCAGGAGACGUCCCACCUCUGGAAGGUGACGCUGAUGAUGCGUCACGCAUGGAAGAAGUAGAUUAAGAGUUCCGCCUAUUAUAACCUUAGCCAUGUUGUAAUGGUGUUAUGACAGUUCCGUAUUAUAUUUUUUUGUGCUCUCGUGUACAGCCAAAGACUGAUUUAGUUCAAAUUCCAUUUCAAAUUUUAAAAUAACUAAUAAUAAUAAAUUACAUGUAAUGUAAUAAUUAA
Messenger RNA from Maniola jurtina (meadow brown), 2506 nucleotides. RefSeq names its product heat shock protein 83 (gene Hsp83). Gene Ontology annotation, molecular function: disordered domain specific binding; ATP-dependent protein folding chaperone; ATP hydrolysis activity. The transcript has a single exon. The coding region runs from base 182 to 2341 and encodes 719 amino acids. The record is from RefSeq and is a predicted model, not a curated record. Gene Ontology annotation, biological process: protein folding; protein stabilization; cellular response to heat. Lineage: Eukaryota; Metazoa; Arthropoda; Insecta; Lepidoptera; Nymphalidae. Gene Ontology annotation, cellular component: plasma membrane; cytosol; protein-containing complex.